Messenger RNA from Anopheles nili, 3216 nucleotides. RefSeq lists its product as uncharacterized. Lineage: Eukaryota; Metazoa; Arthropoda; Insecta; Diptera; Culicidae. The transcript is spliced from 8 exons. Bases 1 to 3216 code for a protein of 1071 amino acids. The record is from RefSeq and is a predicted model, not a curated record.
AUGAAAGCAAUGGUCACGUACAACAUGGACGGUUCGCAAAGAAUGAGCCGCCCGAGGCGCGGUUCGAGUGUUUCCUCCGGCUUUCGGCUCAUGGACUCCGACCAGCUGGACGCGCUGUCCAGCAUCAGCCGAAACAGUAUUUACAAGCUUAAAAUCGACUCCAUGUUCGACGACACGAGGUCGAUCAUAAGCCAGCGGUUAGAUGAUCGCAGCUCGCACAACGGCCGCCGCCGAUCGUCCUCGAUCAGUGGGCUGAGCCGAGGCAGUCUCGCCGGUGCCAUCAUCAAUGAUCGUGACAAUCUGGACAUCAGCACGGUAGCGAGCAGCUUGCGAGAUCUCGGUGGUACUGCUGGCACCGGUGUCGUAGGUUCUUCAGCGUUGGCAGCGUCCGGAGGCUCUAAUGGGGCUGCUGGAGGUCCUGGCACUGCGAAUGGUGGUGGGCCUGCUGGAACGGCGGCAGGAGUCUCAAGAAAUGCCAGCGAUUCCCGGCGAGAGAUCAGCAACAGCGUGCAGGCACAAAUCGAGCGCAUGUUCACGGAUGUCGCGAAGGAAAACAACGGCAGCACGGGCACGGCCAAUGUACAAAGUUUCAGCGUGCGCUGUUUGGGCUCGUUGCCGCUGAAGGAUAAGGUGACGAGUCUGGUCGGUCUGCAGGAGCCUCUAAGGCAGCUGUAUUUGAGCGGCGCUGGACAUGGGACACAAACCGGAGGAUCGCUAGACAUCAGCCCCAUAGGACUACGGGUCAGAGCAGGCAGUGGGAAGGAACCAGCCGUUACACCCUUCCAAAACAUCGCUGUCUGGUCGGCGGUGAAGUUUGUGGUGUCCGGAGCUGAGGGAGGCGCUGCCUUUUUGCCACUCAUCACCGAUCCAGAGAACAUCGACAAAAGCUCACUGUUUCGGCCGCUCAGUGCCGCUGAUAAGCGACGACUGUCAUCAGGCAUCCAUUCGCCGCUGUUCGCGAUCGUGAUGCGAUCGACGACUGUGCCGCGUCAGCUGGAAUGCCACGGGUUCGUCUGCCAAACACCGGAAGAUGCCAUCGUGAUCGCUGCGACGCUCUACCAGAGCCUGAUGGCGCACAUGAGUGGUGGCGAUAACCAACGCCCAAAACGCCCCAAGAACCGGAACGGCGUUAGCUGUAUGAGCAUCGCAAGCAGUACUGUCACGAGCAACACCCAUCUGCCGGGAGGUUCUACCAAGCUGUCCUCGAGGCGUUCUAGCGCCAGUCAGCGCAGUAUGUUGCCACCUCCACCGAGACCGCCGCGCAUGAAACGCAGCGCGACGAGUUCGUUGAGUGGCGAGAGUGACGUCAUCGCAGGACGAAAUGGCGAGGACGAGUCCUCGACCGAGGAACGUCGCAAGAAGAACGUCAAGAGCAAGCGACCACCGCCGAUUCCACCGAAUCCACCACGCGCAAUCUCCAAUAGACCACCACUGGACGAGAUCUACACCGAUCGCAGCCAUUCCAAUGACGAAACCGGAAUCGCGGCCAAGGAAGGCCCAUAUCCGGCGCUCACCGACAACUCCACCGGAGACAUCCUGACGCGGGUGGCCAUCCCGAGGUCCGGCUCCUUCCUGAACACGGCCGGGCUCACACGGUACAAAUCACGCGCCACCCGGCGCCACACGGGCAAGGUGGGUGGUGGGGGUGGAUCGCCGCUCGGGUUCAGUGAGCUGUUCAACGAGUUCCGGCUGCAGGAGAACCUGCACUCGCUCGACGAGAUACUGAAUGCCAUAAUCAACUCGGACGGGAUGUCCUUCAACGAUCUGAAGCCGAUCUACAAGGAGUUCCUGCUCAAGCUCGCCGUCACGCUGACGAAGGACGAGCUGUACCAGCGCUCGAAGAGCAUCAUGCGCCGGCAGAAGAAGAAAAAGUUGAAGCGAAGAAACAGUAACGUGCAGAACCAACGCCGCAAGCUGCUGAUCGGAGCCAAAGGUCUCCGGAAGGUGUUUCGCUUCGGUAAGUUUCGCAGCAAAAAAGGCAGCCACACGGCCGGCAACUCCGGAGCCGGUUCACGUGAUGCAACGAGCGGCCAUGGCGUCGGCAACGGGCGAACUGGUGGCAUCGGAAACGGAACUACUGGAAGCGGUGGUGCGCUCACCGGCGGGCACGGUACGGCAGCGAUUGGCCGGGCACAUCAGCUCGCAGACCAGCUAUCACUGGAUCUUAAAGCGACCGGCAAGAAGGACCGAUCACGAAUUGCAACUAGUGGUUCGGAGGUUUCAGACGCUCGACAUGAGCAUACACUGACCGCGCACAAUCGAAACAGCUCCAGUGGGUAUGUGUCGUGCUCGGAGUGCAGUUAUGACUCGGAUGCGUGCACUUGUACAUCAGCCGACCGGUGCUACUGCAGUCUGGGUGGAGAUGAUAUCAACGCGAAGCUACAUCAAGCCAGCAACCGCAGUUCGGCACCAAGCUGUCGCAGCGAGGACAAGUGCUACUGCUCGAUGGGUGAGACACCCAAUGAGGAUGGUUCGACGACCUGGUGCGAUACGGACAGCUGCCUGAGCAACGAGAAGUGCUACUGCUCCACACGCCACGGUCAGGUUGCGAAGUGUGGCUCAAAAGUCGGUGUUGGAGCACCGGGUAUGACUAAGCCAUCAGCCGGUGGUAAAAGCGCCAAGGUCGAUAAGCUUGCGCUGGACUACGAGCUGUUCACAGUCGGUGGUAGUGGCCGUCCUGUGAAGGCAUCUGAGGCACUCAGCGUGAAGAAAACGGUCGAAGUGGCGGCUGAGUUUGCGGACGUAAAGCUCAGCCAAACGACGGACAUCACGAACUUGAAGGGUGACGUGACGACCAGUGGCACAUCCGGUAGCUCAUCGUUGACCUCCACGACACGGAAGUCCGUCGAACAUCGGGGUGCAUCUGGACGACAUCAUGGCCACAAUCACCAUCAUACGCAUCAUCACCGCGAUCAGGAGAAUGAUCAGAAGCGCUCGAAUGCAGGACCCGGUGGCAACAGUGGGCUACACUACCACAGGCAUCACUACAGCACCAGCACGAAGAAGAAGAGUCUGCCACAAGGGCAGCUUCCGGGUGGUGACUAUCAGUACAUCCACUCGACCCAGUCGGACCUGAUUGUGCGCCAAGCCACGGGUAAGACGCACUCAGAGCUGAAGAACCCGAAACGACUCACCAAGUCUGAGAGCUACUAUCAGGCUGGUCGUCCUGUGAGCUCCUCGCUGGGUCUAGAGGACUCCCUGGGCUAUCUGCCGUAG